CGUCGUGAGUCGCGACAGCCUGCCCAUGCACAGUUGACCCCGUAGAAAAGCAAAAUCCGUUUCCAGCGCUCCAAUCUCGGAGCGAAAGGCGAAGCCUUGCGAGGAUGGAGUACGAGAACAAGAUGGUCCUCGCUCCCAUGGUUCGAGUGGGUACUUUACCACUUCGGUUGCUAGCUGCUCAAUACGGUGCAGAUAUUACCUAUGGGGAGGAGAUUAUUGACCAUAAAUUUGUCAAAUGUGAACGCCACAUAAAUGAAUCUCUUGGGUCUAUUGAUUUUGUGGAGAAAGGAACAGGGAGUGUUGUUUUUAGAACUUGCCAUGAGGAAAGAAAUCGGGUGGUAUUUCAACUAGGCACCUCUGAUGCUGUGAGGGCUCUCAGUGCUGCUCAGAUAGUGUGCAAAGAUGUAGCAGCAGUUGACAUCAAUAUGGGUUGCCCCAGGUCAUUCUCUAUUAGUGGAGGAAUGGGUGCAGCAUUAUUGUCUAAACCGGAGCUAAUUAGUGAUAUAUUGACAACAUUAAAGAGGAAUUUGGACGUGCCAGUAACAUGUAAGAUUAGACUCCUCAAAUCGCCUCAGGAUACAGUAGAAUUAGCACGGAAAAUUGAGAAAACUGGUGUUUCUGCUCUUGCCAUUCAUGGAAGAAAAGUUUCUGAUAGGCCAAGGGAUCCUGCCAAGUGGAAUGACAUUGCUGAUGUUGUAGAAGCAUUGUCUAUACCAGUUAUAGCUAAUGGUGAUGUCUUUGAUUACGAGGAUUUUCAACGUAUUAAAGUUGCAACAGGUGCCUCUUCAGUGAUGGUUGCUAGAGGAGCCUUGUGGAAUGCUUCAAUUUUCUCACCCAGUGGUAUGUUACCCUGGGAGGAUGUGAAAAGAGAAUAUAUACGGAAGAGCUUCUUCUGGGAUAAUGAUGUUAAAAGCACAAAACAUACUUUGAAGGAAAUGAUAAUGCACUAUUCUUCCCUUGAACUACCAGAAGGAAAGGCUGUGAUUAAAUCUGAGACUUCAGCAGAUUUGGCGCAACUUUAUGGGGAAGAAAAGUACUAUCAGUUUGUUAGCAAAAACCGUGUGUUAAUGAAUGGCAAUAAUUGACUGUUUGAUAUGCUUCAGUACAAGUACAUUGCUCCUCACCCCUGUUAAAACACUUCUGUGGAGGUUACUUGGCACAGUUUUGACAUUGAGAAGGUCUCAUUUUCUGCCCAUAGAAGCCCAUUUUCACGCAAGCCCCAUAUUGGGAUUUAGCCGCCUUAUAUUCUUCUGUUGUGUUCUAGAAUGCUCAAGUUGAAGGUUUGAUACAAUUGCUAAUAUAAAUUGGUUAUAAUACGAUUUAUUUAUGAAUUA
Molecule: messenger RNA, 1334 nt
Organism: Telopea speciosissima
Lineage: Eukaryota; Viridiplantae; Streptophyta; Magnoliopsida; Proteales; Proteaceae
Product: tRNA-dihydrouridine(20) synthase [NAD(P)+]-like
Exons: 9
Coding region: 105-1085 (326 amino acids)
Biological process (GO): tRNA dihydrouridine synthesis
Cellular component (GO): cytoplasm
Molecular function (GO): flavin adenine dinucleotide binding; tRNA dihydrouridine synthase activity
Source: RefSeq, a predicted model, not a curated record